Lineus longissimus is the source of this 3792-nucleotide messenger RNA. Its product is annotated as protein LSM14 homolog car-1-like. The record is from RefSeq and is a predicted model, not a curated record. Lineage: Eukaryota; Metazoa; Nemertea; Pilidiophora; Heteronemertea; Lineidae. Gene Ontology annotation, cellular component: P-body. The coding region runs from base 104 to 1696 and encodes 530 amino acids. The transcript has 10 exons. Gene Ontology annotation, molecular function: mRNA binding. Gene Ontology annotation, biological process: P-body assembly; cytoplasmic stress granule assembly.
AUUCAUCGCCAUUUUAUGGUGAAGUUUCAGAUUGUUGAUAGAAGGCUUUAGAAAUCCAUCAUCAUCCUUCUUCCUCCGUGCUUGGGAUUUAUCAAACCCAGCCAUGAGUGGAAUUCCUUAUAUUGGCAGUAAAAUUAGCCUAAUAUCAAAGGCUGAGAUUCGAUAUGAAGGCACUUUGUACACGAUAGAUUCGGCGGAGUCGACUGUUACUCUGCAAAAUGUAAGGUCACAUGGUACUGAAGAUCGCCUUGAGUCCUGUCCUAUUCCUCCCCGGGAUGAAGUGUAUGAGUAUAUCAUCUUUAGAGGAGGUGAUAUCAAGGACAUUCAUGUGUGUGAACCACCCAAACCUCCACCAGUCGAUCCAGCAAUCAUUGAGACCUCUCAAGUGAAGCCCAAGCCACAACCAUGUGAUCACGGGCAACCCCAAGUUGCAAGUGGUUAUGGCCAGUACACGCCGUUUGGUAAUUCGCCCAUGAACCUUGGUGGUUACAGUCAGUUUGGUCGGCCUGGUGCUGCUCCUGGUAGUCAGCUGCCUCCUCCUGGUCAGCAGCAAAUACCGCAGCCCCAGCCUCACCUACCACCACAUAGCCAUCCUCACGGACACGGACAUGGUCAUUUCCAGCAUGGAGUGCAGCAGCCUCAACCUCCUGUCCAGCCGCCUCCAGGCCAAGGGUGGACACAUCAGCAUCAGCACCCACAAGAUGUACAUGUACACUUACAGCAUGGAUCUCGUGGUUCAACGCCCACACAAGGUCGCAAAUCGCCUAAUGACGACUCGGGUCACAUGGCAGAUAACAUCGAGCAUGAACAACAUCACCAAAUCCACCAGCAUCAUCCUCAUCAGCAACGGCCCCUACGUAACAACCAUGAUGAGCAUCAUCAUGAACAUCAUGACCGAGACAUGGAGAGGGACGAUCGCCAAGCUCAGAGACAGCGUGGUGGUGGAUAUCAUCGUCCUAGAGGGCGUGGAGGUCAGCGAGGCGGUCCAGGUCAUCCUGGAGAGCAGCGCCACCAGGGGGAGCAGAGGCAUCCGGGGGAUCGUCAACCGGGAGACCGAGAUCGUCAUCCUCAUCCUGCUCAAAUAAAUCGAGGACGUGGUCGGCGACCACCGCCAGGUCUUGACAGAAGACAGAAAGAACCUUUGAAGUUUGAGACCGAGUUUGACUUUGAAGAAUCGAAUGCCAAAUUUGACAAGGAAGAGUUAGAGAAGGAGCUGAAGAAGCUGACUCUGAACGACAAGGUGGUGAACGGUGAUAACAAAGAGACAAAUAGUCAGGUCUCCGAAGACGAGGAAGAGGAAGAGCCUGUCUGCUAUAACAAGACAAAGUCGUUCUUCGACAGCAUCAGCUGUGAGGCCACGGAGAGAGCAAAGGGUGUUCAUACACGACCAAACUGGAGAGAAGAACGGAAAAUUAAUUCUGAAACGUUUGGCGUGAACAGCACAAAGGAAUUCAAUCGUCAUCGAUUCAGCCGUGGUGGGCGUGGCCGAGGUGGUUAUCAACAAGGUUACAGGGGGCGUGGACGAGGAAGAGGCUAUGGAGGUGGUCGGCCCCAGGGUGGUCGUGGUGGCAGACGGGACUAUGGUUAUGGUUACAAUAAUCAACAAUACAGACAGAACAGCGGUGAAUCUCAGCAGAAACGGCAGCCAAGAGAAAGAGUGGAAGGCAACGAACGCCAGGAUGUUCCCCCGCAAUAGUCGUAACGCUGAAUGAUGCAAUGUAAUUGUUAAUCCAGUUUUGUGAGAGGUGCUGCGAGUUUCAAAAUGUAGAUAGCAGCUCUCAGAACUUUGUGUUAGAUGACCAAGGUGUUAGAGUCUGCUCUUUGAGGUUUUAGGGAGCUCCCUGACCAUUGCAAUGCUAUGCUAGAGUUGAUGCAUCUGUAUAUAGGAAACUAGCUGUGAUCAGUUGAGAAUGAGGCCUUGGAUGCAGGAAAGACAAGUUUUGUUGUGGGAAAUUGUGUUCGGAUAAAAUUUGGUUCUCAAAUUGACUAAUAGUGUCUUGUUUGAUGUAAAGUUCUUUUUAAUGCAUUAUAAUUUACUUUGAGUAAUGCGUUGAGAAUGCUGAAGAUCGCUUGCAAAAAUAUUGAAAAGUACGGAGUAAAUUAUUUGGUCAAAAAUAUUGAAAAACAGAACUGUCUGCAAAUUGUAACUGAUAGCCCUCAUAGAGGGUUUGCAGCUGUGGACAUGUAAAGCUUGAUCCACACUGGGUCAUUUAUCACAGCAUGAAGUGUGGCUAUUCGAUUGUCUUGAACAAACUCCAUUCACUUGACUUCUAGAAUAAUGGUCGAACAGUAUUGAGCAUGUUGUUUUCUUGCAUUCUGUUUUCUUGGCCGAUUCGUAAAUUCACAAGAUUUGGAGACGAAGGAGGUGGAUGUUUGGUCGCCUGAAGAUUUCCUAGUAAGAGCGACACAUUUACCUGUUGUGAACCUUGAUAUUUACAUGUAGUUGUAUUACGUGGGUAUGAGACUCUUACAGAGAGUGUGACCCAUAAUGAAGUGGACAUGGCACUGCCUGAAUAAGUAAUUUAGUAAGAGCAGCAACGUUCGCCAUUGUAAGUUCAGACAGAGUUGUUGAAAUUAUUUCAUGCAUUUAAACUAGAACCUUCCAUUGAUGGCUUAUGAUCUGGUCACCAUCAAGACUACUUCUGCAAAUACCUCUACUAAUUAUCAAAGCUUAGAGCAUAUGAACACUUGAGGGCCACAAGGAAGCUCCUGCAACUUGUUGGAGACUUGCGUAGAUCUUCCCCAACUGUAACUGUAAACCUAUCAUUGUAUAAUUUUUCUGUUAUUUAUGAAAUGGACCUCUUGUGCAAAAGUCGCCAGUCCUUCUUCAGUUGUCGACUUCAGUCCUGUUUCACCAGUCUGUUCUCAAAGAUUUCUGCAACUCUGGUUGGUCUUGAAUAUAUAUUUAUUGCCAAAGGCUCACUUAACAGGGAUUUGAGGUUUCGAGUUGAAAGAUUUUUUCCAUUUUCAUUCAGUCUCUUUCAUAUCAUCUAGACUUGUGAGAAAACCCCCCAAUCUUUCCUCCGAAAACUGGGGGUAUUCUUUAAACUUGUAAAUUGUGACUCACUCACUUGUUGAAGUCAUAUGGCAGCUAAUAUUCAAUGAAUUUGUUACAUUUCUUUAGCAUUUGUGUUAAAAAAUUCAUCCCAGCUUUAUUUACAUUGACAAAGGCUAACCAAAAAGUCAUCGGGAGUCAGUGGAAUCUCCUAUGAAAUGGGGUGUGUUUAUAUCAUUAAAAAUAUCCUUGGUUCUCGGAAGGACUGAUGUAUAAUCGCAAGAAGUAUUGGUUAAGUCGAUAUUUAAUUUAUUUGAACAGGGACUGCUUUAGGAGGCAUUUUCCAAUUUUCUUGCACUUAUUUCAGUUUGAUAUAUUCUCCCUGCCUCAUACACAUAUGUAGUUGUCCAAGAAUUCUUUUCAUGUUGUAGUGAAUAUGACUACUAAAACUAGACACGCAGCAAAGGUUUGGUCAUCUUGUAGAUGAAAGAGUUAUGCUUCUGGUCCAGCUGAUUUAAAUGACACCAUGAGGAAUAGUCACAAUGUUCAGACCCUGCAGAACUUGUGAUUGAAACAUACAAACGAAAAUUGCUUGGCGGCCCAAUUUGUGGUCACCACCAUUGAUAACCUUUCUUGCACAACGGUUGUUUUGGUCAUCAAAUGACCUGGCGAAACCUUUGCUCUGUUGUUUACUUGACCAGAGGUUGACUAUUCAAAGGAGGUAACAAUACGGAGCUUUGUACUUGGGUUGUCAAGGACGUUGAUACUCUUUUCAAAAAACAAUGAAAUAAAUAUAC